Messenger RNA from Mycotypha africana, 4569 nucleotides. Its product is annotated as ABC-2 type transporter-domain-containing protein. The coding region runs from base 1 to 4569 and encodes 1522 amino acids. Gene Ontology annotation, cellular component: membrane. Lineage: Eukaryota; Fungi; Mucoromycota; Mucoromycetes; Mucorales; Mycotyphaceae. Gene Ontology annotation, molecular function: ATP hydrolysis activity; ABC-type transporter activity; ATP binding. The record is from RefSeq and is a predicted model, not a curated record. Gene Ontology annotation, biological process: transmembrane transport. The transcript is spliced from 5 exons.
AUGCAACAUCAAAAAUACAAAAAAUGCCUAGUUUAUUUGAGUCUUCAAAAUACCAAUGUUUUAACAUGGGAUAAUCUCGGCCCGCCCGGCCCGAUAUCCGUAUUUAUUAAGAAAACACUACCUGGAACCUUCAGCCGUUUCCCUGUUUUGAGUCAGACGGGAGAGGUAUGCUGCAAGCUGGAGAAGUUUUUCCAUUCUAUGGACGAGACGAAGAAUAGUUCUGUCCCUUUAGGAGCAGAAAAUAAAAACAUUCAAAACCAACCAAAUUUCAAUGAUGAUGCGUAUUCCACUAAUUCCACAGUAAAUACAGCAUUAAGAGAUUACGGCCAUAGAGAUACUUUUGGCGAAGCACAAGCAAAUCAAGUCAAUGUGAAAGAUGCUAUACAGGAAUAUCAAUCAUUACGCCGAGAAUUGACGAGUAGAAGUCAACAUGCAGCACCUUCCAUGAUGGAAGAGGGUCAAGCUGAUGCUGAUGUAUUCAACCUUGAUGAAUUUUUGCACGGCAUUACAGAAGAAAGAGACGCCAAUGGGCUAAGUGUAAGGAAGAAACUUGGCGUUGCUUGGACAAAUUUGCGAGUUGAGGGUCUUGGUGCAGAUGCAUAUACCAUUCCAACUUUCUUCAGUUAUGUCACUGCUUUUUUGACAUUUUGGAAAAAGAAAAAAACCAGUACGAAAGUUAUAUUGGAUAAUCUCAGCGGCUGCUGUAGAGACGGCGAAAUGCUGCUCGUACUAGGUCGCCCGGGUGCAGGAUGUUCCUCUUUCCUCAAAGUCAUCUCAAACUUGAGAGAUUCAUAUACACACAUUGGUGGCGAAGUAACGUACGGCGGCAUUGAUCAUAAAACUUUUGCCGAACGAUACAGAGGGCAAGUAUGUUAUAAUGAAGAGGAAGAUCAACAUUAUCCUACACUUACAACGAAACAGACACUUCAAUUCGCAUUACGUACAAAGACACCUGGCAACCGUUUGCCAAACGAAACAAAAAAAGACUUUGUCAACCGCCUUAUUUACUUAUUGGGAAACAUGCUUGGACUGACUAAGCAGAUGGAUACUAUGGUCGGCAAUGCUUUUGUCCGUGGUUUGUCUGGUGGUGAACGUAAACGUUUAUCUAUUGCCGAACAAAUGACGACCAACAGUUCAAUUAAUUGCUGGGAUUGUUCCACUCGUGGUUUGGAUGCAGCCUCUGCUCUCGAUUAUGUUCGAUCUUUGAGGAUCAUGACUGAUAUUUUUAACAUUACCACUAUUGCCACUUUAUACCAGGCCUCGAACAGUAUCUUUAAUGUUUUCGACAAAAUCCUUUUGCUGGAUGAAGGUUACUGCAUUUACUACGGUCCUGUUACUGAAGCUAAACGAUACUUUGAAAACCUUGGUUUCCAUUGUCCACCUCGCAAAUCCAUACCUGAUUUCUUAACAGGUAUCUGUAAUCCUUUGGAACGUGAAAUUAGGCCGGGUUUCGAAGAAACUGCUCCAGCCCAUGCAUGCGAAUUUCAGAAAGUUUAUUACAAUUCCGACAUUUAUAAAUUAAUGCUGGAAGAUCUGGAUAAUUAUAAGCAAACAAUAAGUGCUGAAAACAAAGCUCAAGCUUUCCAAGACGCAGUUCGUGAAGAGCAUCAAAAGCGUGCGCCGAAGAAGAGCCCUUAUAUUGCUUCCUUUUUUCAACAAGUUAAAGCUCUUACAAUUCGAGAACAUUAUCUUAUGUCAAAGGAUGUAAUGUCUUUAAUUUCUCGUUAUGGUACUAUGCUUAUUCAAGGUUUAGUUACAGCUUCUUGUUUCUAUGCGUUACCAAUGGACGGUCAAGGCGCUUUCUCCCGUGCUGGUGCUAUUUUUUUCUCAGCUAUGUUCAAUACCUUCAUCUCACAAUCUGAAUUGGUUCGUUUUUUAAUGGGUCGACCUGUCCUGGAAAAACAUAAACAAUAUGCGUUAUAUAGACCUUCUGCUUAUUACAUCGCUCAAGUUAUCUUGGAUAUACCCUACACUCUCGCGCAAGUGUUGUUGUACAGCAUUUGCUCUUAUUUUAUGAUGGGCUUAAAUCUCACAGCUGGCAAGUUUUUCACCUCCCUUAUUUUCCUAUUCUUCUUGUCCAUGUGUAUGACAGGCUUCUUUCGUUUCUUUGGCUCCAUCACCUCCAGUUUCUUCUUUGCCACUCAACUCACUGGUAUCAUUCUUCUGGCUACUACGACUUAUACCGGUUAUACCAUUCCUUAUAACAAAAUGCAUCCCUGGUUAUUUUGGAUUUACUAUAUCAAUCCGAUCACAUAUACUUACAAAGGUUUGAUUUCUAAUGAAAUGGAUGGUCAAAUUUACAGUUGUGAAGGUCCUGGUAAUGCUAUUCCUUUCGGUCCUGGAUACGAUGACUGGAACUAUAAGGUUUGUACUAUGCAAGGAGGAAAUCCCGGAGAACCUUUUGUGCGUGGCGAAGCUUAUCUCGAAACGGCCUAUUCCUACCAUGCGAAAGACCUUUGGGCGCCAGAUUUUGUCGUUGUUGUCGCUUUUUUCAUUUUUUUCACCAUUCUCACUGCGUUGUCGAUGGAAUAUGUUAAAUUAAAGAAAUCAUCCACUCUCACGAAGCUUUAUCUCCCUGGAAAGGCGCCUAAAUCACGUACUAUAGAGGAAGAAGAUGAACGUCGUCGUAAGCAAAAUGAAAUCACCGAGAACAUGGGUAAGAUUUCGACCGGUACUACUUUCAGUUGGCAACAUGUGAACUACACAGUACCUAUCAAGGGCGGCUCCAUUCAAUUGUUGAAUGAUAUCGGCGGUAUUGUUAGACCUGGCCAUUUGACUGCGUUAAUGGGCUCAUCUGGUGCCGGUAAAACGACUCUUCUGGAUGUUUUGGCUCGUAGAAAGACGAUCGGUAAGGUGGAAGGUGAGAUUUUCUUGAAUGGAGAAGCGCUUAUGAAUGAUUUUGAGCGUAUUACCGGCUAUUGCGAACAAAUGGAUAUUCACCAACCAGCUGUCACUGUGCGUGAAGCUCUUUGUUUCUCUGCUCAGCUUCGCCAGCCUGCUGAUGUACCUAUUGAAGAAAAGAACAAUUAUGUUGAACAGAUCAUUCAAUUACUAGAAAUGGAAGAUAUUGCUGAUGCCCAGAUUGGUUCAGUCGAAAGUGGUUUUGGUAUCUCUAUCGAAGAACGCAAGCGUCUCACGAUUGGUAUGGAACUGGUCGGCAAGCCUCAAUUAUUGUUUUUGGAUGAACCUACAUCUGGUCUCGAUGCUCAAAGCUCUUACAACAUUAUUCGUUUCAUUCGUAAGCUGGCCGAUGCAGGCUGGCCAGUUCUCUGUACCAUUCAUCAGCCUUCUGCAGUUUUGUUUGAACAUUUUGAUCAUUUACUGUUACUUGUAAGAGGUGGCCGCACUGCUUACCAUGGUGAAAUUGGUAAGGAUUCGCGCACCAUGAUUGAGUAUUUCGAAUCCAAUGGUGGUCCUACAUGCUCUCCUGAUGCCAAUCCUGCUGAAUAUAUUCUUGAAGUUGUGGGUGCUGGUACCGCUGGUAAAGUUACUCAAGACUGGGCUGAAAUUUGGGCAGCAUCGAAAGAAGCCAAAGCGCUUCAAAACGAACUUGAUGAAAUUGCUAGGACUGCUGACAAAAAUCCUACACGCGAGGCCAAAACAUAUGCCACUCCGUAUGUUACUCAAUUCAAACUUGUAUUUAGUCGUAUGUCACUUGCUUACUGGCGGUCCGUUGAUUACAAUGUGGGUCGUUCCAUCAAUAUCAUGUUCAACGCUUUGCUCACUGGGUUCACAUUUUGGAAAUUGGGUUCCUCUUCUACUGACAUGCAAUACAAGGUUUUUGCUCUGUUCGGUACUUUUAUUAUGGCCUUUACCUUAAUUUUCUUGGCGCAACCUAAGUUUAUUACAGAACGUACUUAUUUCCGUCGUGAAUAUGCCUCACGUUAUUAUAGUUGGCUUCCCUGGGCAAUAUCUGCUAUUCUAGUAGAGCUGCCUUAUAUUAUUUUCUUUGCUGCUUUCUUUAUGUUUGGCUUCUACUGGACGACUGGUAUGCGUAACACUUCUGAAGCCUGUGGUUACUUUUACAUCGCCUUCGUUGUUCUUGUUUUCUGGUCUGUUUCAAUAGGUUUCGUCCUUGCUGCUAUUUCAGAAUCACCAACAACUGCCGCUUUAUUAAAUCCUACUUUCUUGUCAGUACUUAUUCUUUUCUGUGGUCUUAUGCAGUCCCCUAAGGCUAUGCCCAAGUUCUGGAGUUCUUGGAUGUACUGGCUGGAUCCUUUCCACUAUUAUAUCGAAGGCUUGACAGUCAAUGAAUUAGCACAUCUGAAGAUUACUUGUACGGAUCAAGAUCUGUUAAGGUUCACUCCUCCCCCAGGCCAAACUUGUGGCGAAUACACUGCUAAUUUCUUUGCUUCCGGAGCUACAGGCUAUAUUGCUAAUCCUGAUGCUAUGCAGCCUGAACAAUGUGGUUACUGUACCUUUAAAUCUGGGCCUGAGUUUUAUGAAACAACUAUCGGUUGGAAUGCAGCUAACAAAUGGCGUAACUUUGGUAUCUUGAUCGCCUACGCUGUCUUCAAUGUCAUUGUGUUCAUCACUUUAGUAUAUCUGAGGAGAAAGCCAAGACGUUAA